This is a messenger RNA of Parus major (Great Tit), 1556 nucleotides long. RefSeq names its product CD164 molecule like 2 (gene CD164L2). The record is from RefSeq and is a predicted model, not a curated record. NCBI's taxonomy places the organism in Eukaryota, Metazoa, Chordata, Aves, Passeriformes, Paridae. The transcript has 6 exons. The coding region runs from base 120 to 650 and encodes 176 amino acids. Gene Ontology annotation, cellular component: cytoplasmic vesicle.
UUCCUGGAUGAGAUGGUUUAGUUUUAAAAUAAACAGGUGAAUAAAGGGGACGGAACACACACACGCACACACAACACCCCUGCUCCUGCCUGCCUUAGGUGCUGGGGGUUGGGCACUGCAUGAUUUUGAUGGAUAAAUCCAGGGGAGCAGGACUGGCAGUGGAAAACAGCAUCCCCCGGGAGGAGUUCGGGGCCAAAGUGAGGGGAUCCCAAGCAGCAGGAGAGUGUGGCAAGCUGAGGUCCUGCGAGAUGUGCACAGCCAGCAGCCACUCCCACAACGGCACCGACUGCGUCUGGGUGGGCUGCGGGACCCCCGAGGAGCCAGAAACAGGGAGCUGCGAGCAGAGAGGGUCAGCAGUGCGGGACACCUGCGCGCUCUACAACACCAGCAGCCAGUGCCGAGCACUGAAGUCCCACACGGAGGAGCCUCCACGAUCCCAUAGCAAGGAGCCAGUGACGCACUCCACAAGGACCACCACCACCAGCGCCCCGCUGACGGGCAGCCCCGAGUUCCACCCGCCCGGCUUCGACACGGCGAGUUUCAUCGGGGGCAUCGUGCUGGUGCUGUGCGUCCAGGCCGUCGCCUUCUUCAUCAUCAAAUUCAUCAAAUCCAAGGACAGCACCUACCAAACUCUAGAGGACAACCAGUAGGUUCUGGGUGCUGGUGGCAGUGGGGAGGGGGUGUCCCCCCGCACUCCCAGAGCUUCACCCCUCCCUCGCACCUCCCCGGGCAGAGGGGGCGUGGACCCUCCCUCCUGGUUUGCAUGGCAGGUGUUUCCCGACUGGUUUUGGUGUUUCCCAACUGGUUUUGGUGUUUCCUGGGGAUGGAAGGGAAGGGGAUCCCCCCCACCCCAUCCCGGCACGGAGCCCUCAGGGCUGCAGCCCCGUACAGCCCCUUCUGCCACGGGGGUGAGGGGUCCCCAGUGCCCCCAACCACACCCCAGCGGGGUGCAGCCCCUCACCCUGAGCCUCCCUGACAGCACGGGAACUCCGGGGCUCCCAGUCUGGCCCCAGUUUGGCCCCAGCAAGCACCCAGGAGCCCCCUUCCCACUGCCCCCUGCCCUGCUGCCUCCCCACAGCCUCCUGGGGCUGGGGGUCCCCUCUUCCCCUCGGGGCUCUCGGGUGCUUUUCCCUCUCACAUUUUGUGUCUGGAGCACCCAACCACGCCCUGCCACCCCCCAGCCCCCCUCACCCGCCGGAGGAGCGGGGCCAGGGCCUUGCUGUGUGCUUUUGCUGUGCCUCUGUGUGCUCUGGGGGGGCUCGGGGGGUCCCUCUCCCCCACCCUCUUUCUGUGUGCUCUUUUGGGGAGGGGGCUGCGUGUCGUGUGCCGUGGGGUGACACUUGUAGCUCGGGCUGCCCCCAUUAAACUCUGCCAGGCGGUGUCUGCGUUGUGUCGGGGGCUGCUGUGCCUGGGGGCUGCAGGGACCCCCCCCCGCCCUCCAACCCUUCCCGAGGUGGGGGUGGGCACCGGGACACCCCAGCACCCGUGGGGCUGAAGGGGCCGGGACCCCCAGGGUGGAGCCCCCAGGACCUUUCGUGUCUCCUCUCUGUCUAAUG